GUGCCCCCGGUCGGAUCCAAUUUAUCUGUUUCCGGGGGGAUAUAAUUCAACAUGGAUGUGCCCCAUACCAGAAUCGCAAGAAUGAAGCAUAUCAACCUGUCCUUUGCUUCUUGUGGAUUCCUGGGAAUAUACCACUUGGGGGCAGCAUCGGCAUUUUACAAACAUGGCAAAAAAUUGCUAAAAGUUGUGAAGGCCUUUGCUGGAGCUUCUGGAGGAUCUUUGGUUGCAACCAUUCUGUUAACUGCACCAGAAAAAAUAGAGGAAUGUAAUGAAUUUACAUACAAUUUUGCUGAAGAAAUUAGAAACCAGUACUUUGGUGCCAUAACACCAGGUUAUGAUUUUAUGGCACGACUAAGAGGAGGCAUGGAGACCAUUCUUCCUCUUAACGCCCAUGAGAUAGCAAAUACUCGACUUUAUGUAUCUAUCACUAAUGCAAGAACCAGAGAAAAUAACUUAGUUUCACAUUUCCCCUCCAGGAAAGAUCUCAUUAAGGUUCUUUUGGCUAGCAGUUUUGUACCAGUUUAUGCAGGCCUGAAAGCAGUGGAAUAUAAAGGAGAGAAAUGGGUUGAUGGAGGGCUUACCAAUGGCCUUCCUAUCCUGCCUAUAGGGCGAACAGUGACUGUUUCACCUUUCAGUGGUCGAUUAGAUAUCUGCCCAGAAGACAAAGGACAGCUGGAUCUAUACAUUAAUAUGGCAAAUCAAGAUAUCAUGUUGUCUAGGGCCAAUCUGGUAAGACUAAAUCAAGCUCUUUUCCCACCAAGCCAGAGGAAAAUGAAAAUACUGUUUCAAAAUGGAUUUGAUGAUGCUACCAAGUUUUUACUAAAAGAAAAUUGGUUUGAAUAGAAUGCUUAAAGUUUAUUAUGCAAACCAAAACUUAAAGGACUUUGGGCACAGGUUCUAAUCGAGCAUGAAAAAUUGUCAUCUGUCAAAGUUUUCUUUGUCAACAGAAAAGAGAGUAAAAUGUUGUUUUUAAAAUUAAAACUUGUGUCAAUAAAAGUACCCUCAGA
Messenger RNA from Gracilinanus agilis (Agile Gracile Mouse Opossum), 1007 nucleotides. It is a transcript of the gene PNPLA4, whose product is annotated as patatin like phospholipase domain containing 4. NCBI's taxonomy places the organism in Eukaryota, Metazoa, Chordata, Mammalia, Didelphimorphia, Didelphidae. Gene Ontology annotation, biological process: lipid homeostasis; triglyceride catabolic process. Gene Ontology annotation, molecular function: retinyl-palmitate esterase activity; triacylglycerol lipase activity. The transcript has 7 exons. The record is from RefSeq and is a predicted model, not a curated record. Gene Ontology annotation, cellular component: membrane; cytoplasm; lipid droplet. Bases 52 to 843 code for a protein of 263 amino acids.